CAGCACCGACACAAAGACACAGACAGAGACAGACACUGUGUGUGCGUAAAGCGCAUGUUUGUGGGUUUUACGCACGGAGCAGAGCAUCCAGACCCAGGCUGCUGUCUCUAGCAUGACUCCUGCAGCCUCCCUGGAUUAAUCAGCACUUUGCAGCCGACUUGCUUGGCUGGCACUUCUUCUCUCUGCAGGACCAUACGCGCACUGGGAACCCACGAUGGAGAGGAGCAUCCCGGGCUGGUGCGCACUGGUGGCUCUCCUCCUGCACGGCUCGGUGUGCAUGGCGGCCAAGGAGCUCCAGUGCCAGGAGAUCUCAGUGCCUCUGUGCAAGGGGAUCGGCUACAACCACACCUACAUGCCCAACCAGUUCAACCACGACACGCAGGACGAAGCCGGCCUGGAGGUGCACCAGUUCUGGCCGCUGGUGGAGAUCAAGUGCUCCCCGGACUUGCGGUUCUUCCUCUGCAGCAUGUACACCCCGAUCUGCCUGGAGGACUACAAGAAGCCUCUGCCGCCGUGCAGGAGCGUUUGCGAGCGAGCCAAAGCCGGCUGUGCACCGCUCAUGAGGCAGUACGGGUUCCCCUGGCCGGACAGGAUGAGGUGCGACCUGCUGCCCGAGCAAGGGAACCAGGACACCUUGUGCAUGGACUACAACCGCAGCCAGACCACCACCACCACCACCACCACCACCUCCUCCCCAGUGGUGCUGAAGCCCACCAACCGGGCCCCGAAGCCCUACAACCCGAGGAAGAAGCCCAGCUAUGGACGCGGCAUCAAACCUGCAGCCUCCCCCUGCGAGCCUGGAUGCUUCUGCCGCUCGCCCAUGGUGCCAGUGACCGGCGACGGGGUCAAGACGGGUCAGAUCCUGAACUGCGCCAUGCCGUGCCACAACCCCUACUUCACCCCGGAGGAGAGGACCUUCACCGCCUUCUGGAUCGGCCUGUGGUCCGUCCUGUGCUUCAUCUCCACCCUGGCCACCGUGGCGACCUUCCUCAUCGACAUGGAGAGGUUCAAGUACCCGGAGAGGCCCAUCAUCUUCCUCUCGGCCUGCUACAUGUUCGUGUCCAUCGGGUACAUCGUCAGGCUCAUCGCCGGGCAUGAAGAAGUGGCGUGCAACCGGGAGACUGGCACAGACCACAUCCACUACGACACCACCGGGCCUGCUCUGUGCACCGUGGUCUUCCUCCUCAUCUACUUCUUCGGCAUGGCCAGCUCCAUCUGGUGGGUCAUCCUGUCCCUCACCUGGUUCCUCGCCGCCGGGAUGAAGUGGGGCAAUGAAGCCAUCGCCAGUUACGCACAGUACUUCCACCUGGCCGCCUGGCUCAUCCCCAGCAUGAAGUCCAUAGCUGUGCUGGCUCUGAGCUCCGUGGACGGGGACUCUGUGGCUGGGAUCUGCUACGUGGGGAACCAGAACCUGGACAACCUGCGUGGGUUCGUCCUGGCUCCUCUGGUCAUCUACCUGUUCAUCGGCACCAUGUUCCUGCUGGCCGGGUUCGUCUCCCUGUUCAGGAUCAGGAGUGUAAUCAAACAAGGAGGCACCAAGACUGACAAACUGGAGAGACUCAUGAUCCGGAUCGGGGUGUUCACAGUCCUGUACACGGUCCCUGCCACGGUCAUAGUGGUGUGUUACUUCUACGAGCAGCACAACAGGCAGACUUGGGAGAUUACGCACAACUGUACCUGCAUGUCUGACCCGAGCAGGCAGAGGCCGGACUACGCAGUGUUCAUGCUGAAGUACUUCAUGUGCCUCCUGGUGGGCAUCACGUCGGGGGCCUGGAUCUGGUCUGGGAAGACCCUGGAGUCGUGGAGGACGUUCUGUACGCGGUGCUGCUGGGGGAGCAAGGCCUCUGCCGGGUCCAUGUACAGCGACGUGAGCACCGGGCUGACCUGGAGGUCCGGCACGGCCAGCUCCGUGUCGUGCCCCAAGCAGAUGCCCCUGUCCCGGGUCUGA
Molecule: messenger RNA, 1948 nt
Organism: Anoplopoma fimbria (sablefish)
Lineage: Eukaryota; Metazoa; Chordata; Actinopteri; Perciformes; Anoplopomatidae
Product: frizzled-8-like
Exons: 1
Coding region: 215-1948 (577 amino acids)
Biological process (GO): non-canonical Wnt signaling pathway; canonical Wnt signaling pathway
Cellular component (GO): plasma membrane
Molecular function (GO): Wnt-protein binding; Wnt receptor activity
Source: RefSeq, a predicted model, not a curated record